CGUCCAGUCGCCCCAUUGUGAUCGGCAGGAGGGGUGCCAUGGGGCCCAUGCCAGAAAGCACGUUGGAGGGAUAUGCGAGGGCCAUUGCGGAUGGAGCGGACUAUGUGGAAUGCAACGUCAUCUGCACGGCAGACUUGGAGCUCAUCUGCUGGAACGACUUGGAUUUGACGCUCGUGACGAACGUGGCACACCACCCGGAGCUGAGUCAACUCAAGUCAACGGCGGUCAUAGAGGGGCAGGAGGUGGAGGGAUUCUUCGCAUUCAACUUCACGUUCGAGCAGAUCCAGAUUCUCAGAGUGGAGCAGCGAUACCAGUGGCGGGACAAGACCCUUCACGGCCGGUUAUCCAUCCCCACGCUCUCUCAUGUGCUCGCCCUCGUGCUCUCCUCCAAUCAAAACCCCGAGCUGCUCGCUGCUAGAGGCAACCGACCCGUGGGGCUGAUGCUGGAACCGAGAUACCCUGAAUUCCAUGAGUCCAUCGGGUGCCCGCUACUCGAGUCGCUCCUGACUCUCCUCAGCGUGAACAACCUGCAGCCACCUCCGCGCCCUUCCAACCCCUUCAACACCCUCACUUCUUCCUCCUCCCCCACUGCCUCUCUUAGUGACCGCCUUGCUAGCAUCAGCACCACCACCAUUUCUACUGACAAUGCUCCCACAGCUGGUGCUGCUACAGCCGGGGGGCGGAUUGUGCUUGACCCAGCAGUGCAGCCGGUGGUGAUAGAGGCGAGGAGCUCUGCUGCUCUCGUCUACUGCAGCCAACGCACCUCCAUUCCCCUCGUGCAGAUCCUGGAGGCGGGAUGGGACGAGCCAUCUGACACCAACCCCAUCCUGCAGGCCCCUCCUCCCGCCUGCCCUCCUACCGUAUCCCUCGCAGCCUGCAUGCUCGAUGUUAUCUCUCUCCACGCCAUGGGCAUCGCACCAGAGAAGCAUCUGGUGCUGCCAGUGGAGGCAUGGCACAAGAAGCGUCUACCAACCCCUUUCCCCCGUCCCUCCCACCCCCGUGUCCUCCCCCCUCCUCUCCCGCACCAGCCAUCCGACACCAACCCCAUCCUACAGGCCUCCUCCCUUCAUGCCCGCCCACCACCCCCCUGCGAGCCUGCAUGCUGGACGCCAUUUCACUCUAUGCCGUGGCCGUCGCACCGGAGAAGCAUCUGGUGCUGCCAGUGGAGUCGUGGCACAAGAAGCUGCUCAACCAAACCCUGUCCUCCAUCGGACACUAACCCCAUUCUGCAGGCCCCUCCUCCCUCCUGCCCGCCCACCACCCCUCUUCGAGCCUGCAUGCUGGACGCCAUAUCACUCUAUGCAGUGGCCAUCGCACCAGAGAAGCAUCUGGUGCUGCCGGUGGAGUCGUGGCACAAGAAGCUGCUCAACCAGACCGACCUCGUCUCCCUCGCCCGCCACCCAGCCCGCCAGCUGGCUGUGCUGCCCUGGCCCUUUGCCAACGACUGGAUCUUCCUCUCCCUCAGUUACGAGCUCGUGAGUGCACCUCGUUUCAUCUCGUCCCUCCAUCUCUCUCUCUCCUCAGGACCCUCUAAACGAGACCCUCUGAACGAGUAUGCCAUGUUUGUGGAGGCGGUGGGAGUGGAUGGUCUCUUCUCUGACUUCCCCGCCACCGCCCUUAAAUACAUCCGGUCUCGGGACUGCCUGGCAGCAGCAUCGGGAGUGCUGGGUGCGUUGGUGGCCACACCAAGAAAACGAGGCCUAGCAGGACACGAAGACGCAAGGAAGCUGGUGGAGGAGAUAUUGUGCAUUUUCACCUUGGCGCGCAGCAAGGCCAGCGUUACCAGAGUGUUGUCGAAGGUAGUCACCCUGCUCCCGUUCCACUUCCGGCGUUAUGCUCUCUCCGUCGUUUAUAGUGUUGCCAGGAGCUUGCCUUAUCAAUCCACCCUUGGCCUCUCCUUACCCCCCUUCCUCCCUUCUCCCCCCCUUGCCCCCCACCUGCUCCUUGCUGUCAUUGUCACCAUUGCUGUGCUCCCCAUGGCAGUGUGGGCGCUCUAUGCCAUGCACAAGUGGAGGCAAACGGAGCAGCACCAGCCCUGGCAGGACCUUGCUUUACCCAGCCAGUGCUUGCCAUCUCCUUUAUCCCCUCCCCCCCUUCCCCCAGACCUGCUGAUCCUGACCGUCAUCAUCACCAUUGCGGUCCUUCGAAUGGCUGUCUGGACGUUUUACAUCAUGCACAAGUGGAGGCAGACGGUGAAGCAUCUGCACUGGCAGGAGUUUGCCACCAUCCACUCCCACGGCUCCACCACAGCCUCCGAAACACAAACCCUCACUGCUCUUCACGCUGUUGCUCUUGACUCUGAUCGACCAUCCCUUACCCUCUCUGUAAACCACUUCCCUCUCUGUAAAAACCCCUGCCCCUCUAUCCCGCAGAUCUCCUGA
This is a messenger RNA of Closterium sp. NIES-65, 2381 nucleotides long. The record is from the annotation of a GenBank genome assembly. Lineage: Eukaryota; Viridiplantae; Streptophyta; Zygnematophyceae; Desmidiales; Closteriaceae.